AUUCUGCUUGCCAUGGUUCUCCUUUGUGCUUUCUCUGUUCAUCUUGCCACCGCCACCAUUUCCAGUCAUUUUUCCUCCCUUUCCCCUUCAGCAGCUUGGCCAUGACUGGGUUCCUCAUGAACCAGAGACGAUCUGGGUUCCUCAUGAACCAGAGACAAUCUGGGUUCGUCCACCAUUUCCAGCCAUUUUUCCUCCCCUUCCCCCUCAUCCCCUUCCCCCUCAUCAGCUUGGCCAUGAUUGGGUUCAUGAGGAACCCAGAUUUGCUUUGGGUUUGCGUCGAAUCCAGAGCAGAGCAGACUUGGGUUCGUCGACGGGAACCCAAAGCAAAUUUGGGUUCGUCGCAAACCCAAGUCUGCUCUGCUCUGGGUUCGACGCGAACCCAGAGCAGAUCUGGGUUCAACGCGAACCCAGAGCAGAUCUGGGUUCAACGCGAACCCAGAGCAGAUCUGGGUUCAACGCGAACCCAGAGCAGAUCUGGGUUCGUUGCGAACCCAAGUUUGCUCUGCUCUGCUCUGGGUUCCACGCGAACCCAGGUCUGCUCUGGGUUCGGCGCAAACCCAGAUCUCUUCUGGGUUCGUCGCAAACCCAUUUCUUUAUUGCCAUAGAUUAGGAAGAUGUAUGCUAACUCUCUCAUUCAUGGUGAUUCACACAUGCUUUUUGCAGAGGAUAGAAAUAAGGUAAAGUAGAUUUAUGGAGGAAACAGUGGCAUUUCUUCUGAAAUUUUAUGUUGCUUUAAAUUGUGGAGUACUGAAUGAAAGAGGAUGAAAGAGGCAUUCUGAGUUCAUGACGAACCCAUAACUAGGUUCGCAACGAACCCAGAUCGUCUCUGGGUUCCUCACGAACCCAAUCAUGCCCAAGAAGAGGAUGAGGGGAGGGGAGAAGAGAAACAGUGACAAUCAAAGGAAAAAUAGCUGAAAACGGUGGCGGUGGGAAGGAGAACAAAGAGAGCACAGAGGAGAACGAUGGAAAGAAGAAUAGAUUAAGGGCAUUUUA
Molecule: messenger RNA, 993 nt
Organism: Rubroshorea leprosula
Lineage: Eukaryota; Viridiplantae; Streptophyta; Magnoliopsida; Malvales; Dipterocarpaceae
Source: the annotation of a GenBank genome assembly